Messenger RNA from Varroa destructor (honeybee mite), 4829 nucleotides. RefSeq lists its product as uncharacterized. NCBI's taxonomy places the organism in Eukaryota, Metazoa, Arthropoda, Arachnida, Mesostigmata, Varroidae. The record is from RefSeq and is a predicted model, not a curated record.
AUUUUUGCCUUAAGCCAUGACUCUGACCACGUCGGGGCUUAUUGUCGACAAUUCGCUUCUUGAAAGUGACGUCAGAUCUAUGAAUAAAAAACGUUAUGCUAAACAGACGUUCCAGUAUUUUGUUUAGUAGCUACGAAAGCGAGUAACUUUGUGGAGGCUGUUUGGUGGACCCGCGUGGCUCCGUUCGGCCAUGACAGUUUGCUGCGUCAUGUUGUUUGCGGUCAAGGCGCGAUAAUUUCUAUUCGGCAAGAGGCCAUAUGGACGAAUUUAAAUUCGUAUCAAAUUUUAAGUUGGCGUAAAGAAGAGUGCCUUCAGAUGGGCUGGAGCAAGUCGAAAAUUAGCUGUUAUGAGCCAUGGACUUAUCGACAGCGAUACUGGUUAGCUAUACUGUCUGGAAUUGUUUCAUUUGCCCGCCGCUUCAAAUAACUAAUAGUGCGUGAUAUCUCUUCUAGCAGAAUUGCUUCACGCACAUUUUCUGUCUGUCUAUUAUUGGCUUGGUGAGCUUCGCUACGAUGGACAAGCAAAGUAAACUUCUUGAGCUACAGCUCGAAAAAUGUGUGUGGCUUGUUAAAGAGGAGAGGCUUCGGUUAGGCGCCAAAGAGAUCUCUGUUCAACAUCGUGCAAAUCUUCGACGGCUAACAAACGAAAUGCGAGCAAAUUGUUGCGAAUACGCACUGCUUCAAGGUGCUGGGCGGGCGGAUAAGCGUAGGACAGCCCUCAGAUAUUCUCGAUUGUUCCAGAAGGCCGUUGAUGAGUACGUUGCUUCUACGCAGAUGACUGCGCCAAUUGUUGAGUAUCUUGAUGCGUUGGAGAAUCUUCAGGAGCACCUAAUCAAGGUGCUGAAGUUUCAGCAACAGCGAAAAUACGCAGUCCAAGCGGCACAGGAGACGCCAUGUCGAUGUUUCGAGGCAGACAAGAGGAAAAAGGACGUUUUGGCGCUAGUCCAGCAGGUCGCGGAAAACUUGUCCUUGCGAAAAAACGCUGAGACACAAACGCACAAUGAACCAUCUGGAAUUGAGCUGGCCGUUCAGGUUCAGCCAGAAAUGAGUGAUCAAAACAUCGAUGCUACUCGGCCGCAUCGUUCCGUUGGCCUCGGUGACGGGAUCCUCAUCCCUGAUGUUGGACCGCUAACCGUGAAGCUGGAACAGGAACAAUGGACCAGUUCCGCUCCUGCGAAGGCUGCCUGCGUCGAUUUGGAUCCUUUGGGUGCCUAUUUGUCGUCGUCGUCCUCCCAGGACAAUUCACCGUCGCUGGGCGAUCUCCUCACUAAGUUCCGCCUGGUGUUACGCGACGAGGCGGGCCCAUCAAAUUCGGUUGUCACGACAUCUCAGCGUAAGAGUGCCACUGCACGACGUCGUUUCGAGGAGGCUAAGCGAAGGCUUGGUGGCUGUGGUCGACCUUUCGAUACGGCAUCUGAUGACGACUCGUUCAAAGAACUGUACUCCUAUACGAAACAUCCACCGAGACAAAACAACAAUCAAUGAUUCUAAUAUUUUUGAAUGUCUGGCAUAAUUUAAUCGAUAGAAUGAGCAGACUUUCAGAGCUGUUAUGCUAUCUAACUAAAUUUUGGCCUAUUAAUUAGCUAGAUUCAAAAAAUAGUUUCGUUGGCAAGUUGGAAGUGAAGAUUCGAGUCGGUGCUUUGUAAAGCCGAUGACCAGCGAAAGGAUAACGCAUAGGCGACGGUUUCUGUCUUGUAAAUGCAUGGCAAUGGAUUUUGUGAUGUAUGCAAGCGAAACAAAAUCGAAUUUUACAAUAGAACGUGUUACUUCAACGUAUUUUCGGUCGAGUCGACAAUACCCCGAUAGCUGUUUGCGUGCUGUUUAAAAAUAUGUCGAUUUCCACAGAAAAAGCAAAAAGGCCGCAUAUACAGUUUUACAUAUGUCGGUUCAGGUCAACUGUUCCACAGAUGCAGAAAUAACAUUGGCUACAAACGCAACAUAUAUAUAUAUAUAUACAGUUGCAAUGGAGCAUAUUUUAAAAAUAGCUUUUAAUAACGAUUUUGGUGCCACAAAAGCUGAGAGUGGAUUCAAAUUUAUUGACUUGUUUUCGUCGCCCCUAUGACAGCUCGUUUGUAUUUAUUAGGUGAGAUUGAUUGUGUUACGUUUUAGAACAAGUGCUUUGGACUUUUAGCGGAAAAACUACCCGAAAAAUGCAUUUAUGUCAAUUUAAUCAAAGAUUAUUUUUCUAAUAACUGCUUGAACUUUUUGCGCAUUAAGAAAAACUUCCAUCUGUCGAUUCAGCCGUUGUCGAGAUAAUCGUCGAAAGAUAAGACCUUAUCCAGCCUACAGCACUGCCCGUACGAACAAUAAAUACGAAGCUUUGACAAAAAUAUCCAACUCGUUUCGAAGCAUCAAAACGCUUUCUUACACGCUAUUAUCACUUUAGACAAAAAUUUCACCCUGGAAACGAGCUUAGAACUAUGUUGUGUAUUACCUAGCAUUAAGAAUAGCACGAUAAUAUCGCGUUACUCCUGGUACAUAAAAAUACUAUUCAAAGACUAGAAGGUUUCGCGAAAACUGGAAAGGGGAGUGGACGGACAAACCCUUCGGCCUCGUUGCGUCGGCUCGUAUCGGUUUAAAUCGAUUAGCCCUCUUACGUCCUGGACAAAACGCUGUGUAGAAUACCGAAAAUAUCUAGAAACUGGAAAUAGAAGAAUGUAAGCAUUGAUACAGGAACUGCACAAGAUGUAUACAAACAAAGGCUCGUUGCAGUUGUUUCGCAUAUGCAUGUACCGAUUUUCAGCAAUGACAGCUGACAAAUCUGAUAUAACUAGCCAUGGAAAAAUCACAAAGCUUAUAAUACAUGUUCAUAUUUAUUUCUAAUCGAGAACUUAGAUAUAAUUCAACUAGGUACAUUUGUACAGGGUGAGUGCUUCGCUAGAUCUCAGCUCAAUCGUUUCGUUCGGCUUGUCUCCUUUCUACUGAGAUGAUCAUAACCUUCUGGCUCUUACCAUUUGUCCCGUACAUAUUUAACGUUGGGCACUUAAAUCUCUUCUUGUGGUACUUGGUACGCCGACUCGAUGAUACCGCUCGGCCGGUUUCCAUUUUUUUGGUGUUGGUUUGCAUAUUUUUAUUAUGUGACCGCAUUGUACGAGCGGAGAGCUUUUCAGUUCCUGUGAUACUUUUUCACUGUCUACUUAACUCCGAACUUCCCAUGCCGACUACGAUGCUACUUAUAGUGUGUAAUGUCUGUAAUGAACAGAUCAUUUUGUGGCCUUUCCUGCAUGUGGGUUCCAUAUAUUGAUGAAAUUCAUCAUGUUUGAUGCCUUGUCGUUAUUAAUAAUUCUCUUUUUAUUUUUUGCGUACGUCUUACAUUGUGAACGUAACGUGGCCUGUUUCGUCGUACGUUCCGCCGAAGUAGACGCUGAACUUUUGUUUGCUCGUUAGAACGGUAUCUGUUUCGUCUGGCUCUAUGGUAUUCUUGUAUGCAUACACGAAGAUCAAUGUACGAAAUUUCAUCAGCUAUCGAAAAAUUCUGUCAAUUUCAGUCUUGCUAUUGUGACAUUGUUUUGAUGUCUGUACGAAUAUGAGCUUCCUUUCCUGAGAUGAAUUUUAUUUUAUUAGAAAAAAGGUACAUAAUAACAUGGCUUAUUAGAUUUAUCCUUCUGUAUGUAUGUAUGUAUACGUGACUUCGCAUUCUAUAUAACUCAUUCUCUGGUAUUUUUCGUGCAUUGUUACAUCUCUAACGAUGAUAGGUACAGCAGCGUAUAGCCUUGUUUGCUUUUAUCUAUACAUACAUUUGAAGUGAGAAAAGCUGGUGACCGUUGCUUCUUUUGAUUUACUAUAGGAAUUGCUGAUCGAAUUUCAAAUGCCGGUGCGCAUUUUGAUAGUCGCCGAAGGACGUCUUACCAAACAAUGCAAAAAUGGUCACCUAUUUCUCAUGAAGCAUACACAGAAAAAUGUCUAAUUGACAAUAGUGUAUGUUCAUAACGGCGAAUUGAAAAUUUCCAGAUACCCGGGCUAUCCCGGCAUUAUUAUACUGAGAGUUCAGGAAGCAAACUCAGGGAGAAAUGCUGGUGUCUUUUGCGGUCUGAGACAUCUCCACUAGCAAUUCCUACUUCGAGGAAAGUCAAUACAAUUUCGCUGUCAAUAUAUAAUUUGCUUCGCGUUAAUGCCCAUUAAUUCAUUCGAUUGUUGAAGUAAUUACUUUUUUUCAAGGCUGAAGUUUCUGCCGGCGAUGUCCGUUUCCGAUGUGUACUUCUAAGGAAACCCGCUGUUAUACAUGUGUGUGCCAUGCGUCCACCCGCUGGACCAGAAAUUACCUUUGCCUGUCUACUAUCUAAUAGCAAGUCGCGAGGUGUAGUGGUGUCCUUUAUUUGACUCACCAUACGCAGUUGUCUUUGUAUGCUCGUGCACGAGGGUAUGAUUGCAUCCUUUUAUCUUGUAACGCAAUGUCGACGUGCUCAAUUCUAUAAUUUCGGAUUCGUUUCAUUUUUCGGUAGACAGCCGGCCGGUUGACCGAUUUAAACCUCACACCAGUUACUAAUUCGCAUUAUGAUUAUUAUCAAUAUAAUAUUAGUUAAUUAUCUAUAGAUAAAUCUAAUUCUCUUUAGCCAUGUAAUCAUCUAAAUAUUCGUGACAUUGUGAAAUGCGCUCUUGUUGUCUCGCUUCAUUUUGUGCAUGUGUGCUGGUAUAUCUGUAUGUAUGUAUGUAUGUAUGUAUGUAUGUACAUAAAUUGAGUACCUGCUGAUUCCCACAUGAAUAGUUCGAUUAUCCUCACAUAAUAAUAACAAUAUAUUGUGAUGUAAUAAACUCUGCAGGUAAGUAGUUUGAUCAAGUUACGUCGUUGGUAUAUUUUCCUAAAGAAACUUGCAGUUACUGUUGCUAUCC